AUGUCUUCGCUCACGCUGUCGCUCCCAACGCCCCCGCUGGACGCUUUGCAGCCCAAAGUCCUCGUGGGUCUUGGCGGCUAUUUCUCGCAGAAACGCGUUGAAUCUGCGGGUCGAUCGUACCAUAAACGCGCACGCAAUGCCGCACGGGGACGGUCAGCCAGCUGCGACGAGGUGGAUGACAGUGUGAAGGCACGGGACGCACUGCGCAAACAUGAAGAGUCAGUGCUGCGCAAGUACCGCCGCAGUAUCCGAGGCAAGAACUUCUUGGAGCUGACAAUGUACCAGCAGCUGGGACUGAGCCACUUGGGCUUUGAUGUGACGGAUGAGCAAGUGAAGAAGGCGUACCACCGCGUGCUGAUUGAGCACCACCCGGACAAGACGGGCAAGACCGACAACGAUCCCAACUAUUUGGCCGUGCAAAAAGCGUUCGCAACGCUCAUGGACCCGCAGAAGAAGCGCGCGUACGACUCUCAGUGCGACUUUGACGAGUGGAUCCCGUCCGGUACGGAGAAGAUCGCUGAGAACGAGAGUAAUGGAGAAGGCAAGAGUUUCUACGAUCUCUAUGGUCCCGUGUUCACAGCGAACGCCCGCUUUAGUGCCAACCGACCCGUGCCAACGCUCGGUGGAGACGACAAGUCCAUUGACGAGGUGUAUGCGUUUUACGACUUUUGGAACAAGUUUGACUCGUGGCGCGACUUCAGUCACGACUCGGAACAUGAUGUGGACUCGGCGGAGCACCGCGAUCAUAAGCGCUGGAUGGCGAAGAAGAAUGAGGCUGCUGCCAAGAAGAAGAAGAAAAAAGAGUACGCUCGACUGGCGAGUCUCGUGGACCGCGCGCUGGCUGUAGACCCGCGUAUUCGUCGCGUGAAACAGGCAGAGAAGGACCGCAAGGCUCAGGCCAAGCGUGAGAAAGAAGAGGAAGCUCAGCGGUUGAUUGACGAGGAGAACCGCAAGAAGGAGGAGGAAGCGCGCGCUGUGCAAGCAGCCGAAGAGCAGCAGAAGAAUGCCCGGAUGGAUGCCAAGAUGAUCAAGGAGAAGCAGAAGAAGCUGCUGCGAAAGGUGAAGAAGGUGUUCCGUGAACUCAUGGUGGCUACGAGAGAGCAGGGGCUUGACGGGUCCAUUGACGUCAUCAGGACUGAAGAUCUGUGCGACGCGCUCGACAUCGAAGUGCUGCAAGCCCUUGUGGCUGCUUGCGGAGGAUCGGCCGACAAACUGGACGCCUCGGGUUUGGCUGCUGUUCAAGAUGCUGUAGCCAAGCUGUAA
Molecule: messenger RNA, 1263 nt
Organism: Peronospora matthiolae
Lineage: Eukaryota; Oomycota; Peronosporomycetes; Peronosporales; Peronosporaceae
Source: the annotation of a GenBank genome assembly